CAAUAUUGGAGAAACCAUAUUUUUCUAGUGCGGUUCUCAUAUAAUGGGGAUAAUAGGAAUAGUUGUGUCUUCAGGACCUAAAAUAAUGGACCACUCAAUCAACGUAUCAGUGCUAUUGUUGGUAUUGUUACUGUCGAUGUCUACUCUCGGAUCGGGUGUAUUGUCUUUGUCAACCGCUGGCGACAACUAUCCGGACAGCGAUCAGAUGUGUUCAGAGAUUGCCGAUACAUUUGUSUCAUGUCUUCUCUAUCGAUGGCAUUUACCGGAUCCGAUGCCUAUCGAUAUGUUUAAAAAUGAAACCGUAAUCAAACACCUGUGCUGUUAUACACUGGAAACUCAUUGUGUUUGUGAUUCUGUGAUGGUCGACUGUCCUGAAUAUCGGGACGAUUUUGAAUUACAUAAAAAUAAGUCACUGACCGGUUUGAUUAAAUGUGAUGUUUUGGGUCUAACCAAUCAACAUAUGUGUGCCGCACUUCAACCCAAACCGCUAACCGAUUACAGUCUUUGCCAGCGAUAUAUUCCGUGUCUUCCGUCAGUCAGUGCCGCCACAAGAGUACACCAAUUAAUAGUGAUUAUGGCAUACAGUCUAUCGGUUAUUAUAUUGAUUAUCAAAUAA
Oppia nitens is the source of this 616-nucleotide messenger RNA. RefSeq lists its product as uncharacterized. The record is from RefSeq and is a predicted model, not a curated record. The transcript is spliced from 2 exons. NCBI's taxonomy places the organism in Eukaryota, Metazoa, Arthropoda, Arachnida, Sarcoptiformes, Oppiidae. The coding region runs from base 44 to 616 and encodes 190 amino acids.